ACCCAAAUCUUCUCUAAAUGGUGUCUAAGUCCCUCCUGGACUUAACCCUAUCUUUGCACACUCAUCAGACCACUUCUGAAACCUUAAGACUCUCCCAAAGCCUUAACAUACAAUCUCUGAAGAUCUUGCCAUGUCUUUGCACAAGCAACAAGUCAACUCAUCACUUUUGCUUCUCCACUUCUUCUCUUCAAGUUAACAAGAAUGACUACUACAACCCCAGUAUUGACGCUUACACCAGACAAAAUUUGCAUACAUAUGAGUAUGAUGAAGACUAUGAGGAAGAACGAGCCAUUGAGUAUAGAGCCAUCCUUGAUGAUGAAGAUAAACUCUUACACCAUUCCUCUCAAAAUGGACUGCACCAUCGAUCGACAUGACGAGCUGGCCAUCGAUCGACACUCAACCUCAACAACGAUGUCAAAAGCAAGCAUCGACCUACACUACCUACUUCAAAUAGCUCGAAACUGAUUUCAACUCUGUGCGAGACGGAGACUACUCGAUUAGUAGUUGGGCAGAUAAACACCACCACGAGAGCUUUGCAGUAGAAACAGUAAGCUACAUACCAGGAGCAGAUAAACUACAAGAUAGCUUCACAGACGAAAGGCUGCUCAACAUGCAAAAGCGUGAUGAUACAUAUCAGAUUCAAGCAGAAGCUGCCUGGGAAAGAACUCGUUUCAGCCAAACGAUCGACACUCGUCAUCAGCAAUCAAUCGAUAAGCUUCCUCAACAAUCGAUCGACAUCAACUAUACCACAUCGAUCGACAACCAUUCAAUACCGAAAAUCACUGUAAGCGAAAAAGAUAAAUUAGAUAACCAGUAUCUAACUCGAGAUGAAGUUGGUACUUUCAAGGAUCCUAAUGGCUUCGCAAAAGCAAUAGACGGCCGCACACUACACGUAUCUCGAGAAGAUAUCGCAUAUAUCCUUUAGACAACCAAUGAAGCAAAUAAUAUGUUCAUGCAUUAACGCAGCAACAUCGAACAGAAGACUACGAAAGAGUUAUAUGACAUAGCUGGUGGCAUAGAAAACAGAUUCAAACAACGAUCUUGCCUUACAAAUCAUCCAUCGAUCAACAUAGACGUUUUAAUGAUCACCAGACAGCCAAAAUUCAGGAGAAGAGCUUUUGACCUUUAUGGUAACAGGAAAUUUUACUGGGAAGAGAAAGAUGAGUAUGUAGUCUACAGAGAUGAUCGAGAAUUUGCCAGAGAUCUAGAUGAACACUCCAUCUCAAUUCACAACAAGGAUAUCAGAAGACUUCUGGAAAGAGCUUCAAGAGAUGAGCCAGCCUACAUAUGUCUUCCUGAACAUGCUAGCUCAUUCACACUGACAAAGUUGGUACCAGAGAUCUACACUAAGGACGAGAUCAAUGAGAUGUUCUAUGGCGUAUGUGGUGAACAUGAAAGGAACAAAGAAGCCUUCCAGAUGAAGCUUGAUGGUGUCUACUAUCCAUUGAAUGAUAGUAUAAGUUGGCUAACUACUACAUGGAGGAGAUGAAGCAAGACAUAGCCGAAUUCAGAAUGCGACCGACACUGUUCGACCUCCAUCGCUCGACAGAAGAUGACCACAAUCGAUCUACAGCAGACAAUCACCAUCGCUCGACCGACACCAUCACAAAUCGAUCGACAACCGCCUGGCCGAAUCGAUCGACAACCGCCUGGCCGAAUCGAUCGACAACAAUCCGCCAAGCCCACACACAAUUAAGUCUCAACCGGAUUUCAACACAAGAGAAGAGAUAGAUCAGUUUGUAGAAGGGAUCUACAGAGCUCUGGAAACUACAGAGGAGAGGCCUAAUGGGAGAUGUGAUGACAUCUAUUUCCAAUGAACCUUACCAUCAGUGCAUUGACCUCCAAGGUUGAAGCUAUACAAGGGGAUUUGGUGGAGAGUCAGAGUUACAUUGCACGCCGACCAGAAACAUCGAUAUCGAUCGACAUGCGCAUCAACAAAUCGAUAGACACCAAUCAUUCAGCAUCGAUCGACAGUGAUACAAACCGAGGCCGGCUAGUAGCAAAGACGACAUCCAACACGUCCAACACACCAUACCAUGGAAAGGAGAUCUCAGCUGAUACUUACGCCACACUUACCAGACAUGAAUUCAACCUUGAGAGUCUUGGUGAAAGAUUGCAGAGGACUGAAACACACAACUGCAGCAAUAAAGGAUAAAUGGCGCAGAGGGGAUGAAGCAAUGAGAGGCUUCACUGGUACAUGGUUCAACAAGCGCAAAGAGGGGAUGGAUACUUGUUUUCCAACAAGUCCCAGUUCUCAACACUACUAGCCAAAACACCUCCAAAGUCAAGCUAAAUGACUAUAACAAAAGCGCUGAGUGGGAGGCAACCCACUAUUAGGUAAUAUUUAUUAAGUUUUCAUUGAUUUACUAUUUAUGUUGGUUUUUAAUUCUUGCAGGUCAUAAAAAAAAGACAAAACAAAAAGACGAUCCGAGUAGACGAUUGCCAUCUGUAUCGACCGAUGCGAACAAGUCGACAUCGAUCGACAUUGCCUUACCUGCGUCGACCGACAUCAACAUCCUUACAUCGGUCGACAUCUAUUCCGGUCUGGUAUAUCGUUCCUACUUGUUACAUUGGGUCCUUAUGAUUUAUUUCUCACCAUAACUCCGACUGAAUUUACAUUGGGGACAGUGUAGUUUAAGUCUGGGGGGAGGUUUACUGAUAUUUAUUUACUUAUUAGUUUUAUUAAAAAUGUUCUCAAAUUAAGUUAUUAUUGAGUCAAGAAAGGGAUUAUGAACUUAUAGAUUUUGCUAGAUAUCUAACCACUUUUUAGCACCAUUCUAGACUUACUGAUUGCAGAUAGUACUAGAGAUACUAAAGUGGAUCAACCUGUCAACUAACCACUCUUACUAAGAUUGUUUUGAAGGAACCAAAGCUGACCUCCAACAAUAAACCUGACACAACUGCUUGUCUUGGGGCUUGGUAUACAUGAGAUUGGAUUCUUCAAACAAGUCUUGAAGGUAAAGCCUUGUGUAUCUAGAUUUAUCACUAUUUUGAAGGAAGGAAUUCGAACAAGACUUGGUGGCUACAACCAUUAAGGCUUGCUUCAUAAGAAUUUAAUAAGUAAAGGAUUAGAACAUGACUUGGUGGCUACAACCAUUAAGGCUUGCUUCACAAAUUAUCCUAGGAUAUAGGUCAAAAAGAAGUGAACAGGACUUGGUGACAACCACCAUUAAGGCUUGAUUCAUGGAAGCAUGUCCAAUCUUGGUUAAUGAUCUUGCAUAUAAGCAGAUUUUUAACCAAGAGAGAAAAUUAGUAGAGAGAGUGGAUAAGAACUAAUGUUUACCUGCAGGUCUAGAUACUUGUUUGAAAAUCUUUGAAUCAUGUGAUCGAUACUCCCAAGGUAAAGCCUUCACUUUUAUUUUAUGCUAAGAAAUGACGUUGGUAGAGGGGAAUGAAAGACAAGAUUAUGCUAAGUUGUUGGCUAGAUGAAUUUGGUUGCAAAGCUAGGAUAUGGUAUGAUGUGCUUUUCUGAUUAUGAUUUCUUAGAUGUGGAUUGCAAUAUUAUAGAGGUGAUGAUUCUAAGUUUUAAAUCAUGUGAGUCCCUGCUGUUUAUAAAACCUCUUUCAGAGAGACAGCCUGUUUGUUUUGCUUGAGGACAAGCAAAAGGGUAAGUCUGGGGGAGUUGAUAGACUACGGAUUUGCCCCAUUUUCAUCCAUAGUUUAUAGGUGUUUUUACUAAUAUUUAUAUUAUUAUAGAAUCUAUUUAUUAUAUUUAUAAGAUCAGGAAUGUUUUGAAGAUAAGUGAUGAUUUUUGAGCAUUUUGGAGAUAUUUGGAGCAAGCACCCGAGAUGACCAUAGAGAUCGACAAUCGAUCGAUAUUGGAGGGAUAAAAUCGAUCGAUACACAAGUCAUAGUGUCGAUUGAUAGCGAAACGCUCAGAAAUUCCAUUUGGUCAAAGCCGACUUGAAGCCCAAUAUUUCACUAUUUUACAAGAUUGCCCCUAAAGUGUUUUACCCUAAUUAUAUAAGCUUUGCCGCCAUGUUAGAGGCAGACAGUGCUUUCUUUGUGUUUCAUUGUUUUAUUGAUAGAUAGGAGAGAAGAUACAAAGUUAUAAUUUAUGAUUGGAACUCCAUUGAUAUUUAUCUUAUUUAUUCUACGAAGUUUUUAUACUUAACUAUUGUCUGAGUAGUUCUCUUGUUAGAUUUUAGGGUUUAAAUAGGUUAGAAGAGAUUAGCCUCAACUAUAGAAUGCUGAGUUCUGAUAAUCAUCUUUAGAAUUUUUUAUUAAUGCAUGUGUCUAGAUUAGCUACCUAGAACUUGCCCUAGGAUUGAUUGAUAAAAGCCAUAGCUAAUUCUCAUCCUGAAAACAUUCUAAUUGAACUUUGUUUCUUGCUAUGAGCAAGGCAAGAGAAAAUCUAGUAAGCUUAAUAAUCAUUCAUUCAACAUGCACAUAAAGCUUGACUAGAGCGCGUCGAUCGAUAUCAUACUUGAAUAAUCGAUCGACGGUGCAAAAGGUGUAUUGAUCGAUACACCCAUUGGAAUAUCGAUCGACACUUUCUAUAGAUCAAUAUAACGAGAGUUGAGAUCAUUGAUCUAGUUAAUAGUCAACAAGUCAAUGCUUGCAAAGGCCGAAAUACUUGUUGAUCAAAUAGUUGAUCUUUAUAUUAUCAUGCAUGCAACUCAUUAGGCAUCUAUAGGAUUAUAAUUCCAACUUUCCUGAAUAAAAACCUAAGUCUAGUUAUUUCCUUUUUAAGCACCAAAACCCCAAAACUUGCUACUGAACAAAUACUUGUUCAAUAUAAAACUGCAAUUUACUUUUAAAACUCUUAAAACAUCUUGCUUAACAAAUCAUAAUAGAAUCUCUAGGUUCCCUAGCUCCCUGUGAAUUUGAUCCCUAAGUACUACAACUCGACCUCUUAUUUGAGAGAGUAUAAAUCACUCCUUAAGGUAAUUUGAGUGGUAUCAGUUUUGGGGAUUUAUUUUCUCAUCAGCGAUGGAGGUACGUGUUGGUUGGUGAAUAAUCUUUCGGAGUGGUUUUGUUUGUCAGACCUUGUCUCCGGUGUGGAGUGUUGAUGUUAGAUUUAGUUACCCUGUCACUUUGGUUGAUCCAUGCCCAUGGAACUGUCUAUGCUUCCAUGUGCGCAGGGCCGGGCUUGAAAAAUUUUGGUCCAGAGGAAAAUUUUUUUUUGGUCUCUUUAUCUUUAAAAGUCAGAGAAAGUAGUUAAAAUUUAUGUCUUAUGAAUCAAAGUCUUAAUCUCUAAUACGCAACCUGAAGUAUAUACCAGUAGAGCUAUGUAAAGUUGAUGAUAAUAUUGGCCCUCUAAAUUAGGGGUGGGCACUUCGGUUAUUUUAUCGGUUCGGUUCGAGUUUGGUUCGGUUUGGUUAGUUCGGUUCUAGAAUUUGUACAACUGAAGUAAACCAUAGUUAGUUUGGUUUGGAUCGGUUUCAGUUUGGUUAUAUUCGGUUCGUUUAAGUUCAGUUUGCUUUGUAUUCGAUUCAAUUUGCGUUUCGGUUUGGUUUAAUUGGAUUUCUCUUAGUUUAUUUUUGUGUGCAUUCAAGUUAGUAGUUCCACUUGUAGCAGGAUUGCAUGAAUAUGUUUUACCAUAGUAGUUGCAGGAACACCUCGAGUCAUCAUCUUCAAGCCUAGUAAAAACAUUCCAUGCAAGUGAUUUUGUAGGCAGUUUUCUUUUAGACUGGAGACUGUGUCGGACAAUCAAACUCUUUUCUUUUUUUGUUGGUCGUUUUUCCUUUAUCCAUCUACAAACAUAUGAAUAAUCGUUAGUAAGCUAAAAGAAUAAUUUGAUGUUUUCACUUUUCAGUUGUAUAAAUAUAUGUAACAAAUUCUUAGAACUUGAUAUUAAAAAUCUCACCUGAAGUUAUUAGAAUUCACACCACCAAAAGAAAAACAUAUGCAGGAAGGAGAGUAGGAGACGCAAAAAAAGAGACGCUGUGGAGAAGUUUGUUUUUAAUUAGACUUGGUUUAGGUUUUAGCUUUAGUCUUUAGGAUUUAAAAAUAUACGCUAUUGAAAAAAAGGAAAUUACGUGGGCGUUAUCUUAGGAUUUUAAUAUUUUGAUAUUUCUAAUAUUUUUAAUUUAAAUAAUUAUAAAACACUUCAGUGUAUUAGUUUGGUUCGGUUUUACCGUUUGGGUUGAAAAAAAUUUCAACCGAAUGAUUUUAAAUGAACUUUGGUUUGGAUUGAAUCGGUUUCGGUUCGAUUCGGUUUGGUUCGAUUCGGUUAUUUUGCCCACCCCUACUCUAAAUAUAUAACACUUAUUUGGCCCUGAUCCACAUGCUUUAUGUGCGUCUAUUCAAGCACGGCUCUUCAUGUCUAUUCUGACCAAACUUCUCCAUUAUAUUUCUCUUUCUUCCUUUCGUCUCGCCAUCUGAAUAUCACGAGUCUGGAUUUGAGCUAUCCAGUUUUGGGUCGUGUUGGAUUUGUUUGUUUUCGUUUGUGUUCGAUGUUCUCUAGUGCGGUCUGAAUUUAUAGAUAACAUCUUGUUUGCAAAAUAUAAUAGUUUUUGGAGUCAAAAAUAUUUUUAUAAUAUUUUAAUAAAAAAGAAGAAAGGACUUGGUAUCGAUUCUCACAACUUACUCACAUGCUGAGCUAGGAGAAAAAGAAACGUAAUCACAUGUUCCUGAAAACUGCCAAAAUGAUUUUGUGAUGUAUCCACAAUAUAUACAAUUAUUGAACAACUAGGACUUGGUAUCGAUUCUCACAAUUUAAUCAUGUGAUACUUAUCCACCAUAUACCCAAUUUGUGGUCGUUCCUUUUCUCUGGAAUUAUCUUUGGAGAAGAUAUUAUUAUUUUUUGGUAACUUCGUUAUCAUUAUAGCACCUAGUGCCCCUAGUUGUAAGGAUGGACAAAAUAUUUUGGAUCUGUGAUCCGAUCCGUUAUCAGUUAAUCCGAUUCAAAAAGUUCAGACAUUGGUCUCAUUUGUUCAGUUGAUUUAAAAUAUUGAAAAAAAUCCAAAUCCGAUUUGAAUCCUUUUUAAAUAUAAUUUUAAAUAUACAAAUUAUUCAUAUAAUAAAUUAAAAUAGUUUAAAUAUUAAAAUAUUACCAACACUAUAUUAUAUUUAUCCAAUGUUGAAGUAUUUUUCAAUAUCUAAAAUUUUACAAAAAUAACCUUAUUUUUCUGUAUGAUAAUUGUAUUUAAUUUAUUUUAUGUAAUAUUUAAUUUAUUUAUUAUUUUGAUAAUUUAAUAAUAUGAUUUAAUUAUUUUAGUAAAUUCCAUGGAUUUAGAAAUAUUUCUGUGUUGACAUAGGUAAAUUGGAAUAUAAUUUAAUACACUGCCUAUUUAGUAACAACAAUUCUUAUUAUCUCGUAUUUUUUAGAGAAAAAAUAUCUUUUUUAUAAAUAUUCUUUUUGAUCUAAAUUGAGAUCUAGUUUCUUCUUCGUUUUUUAGUUUUUAAAAGUUCUCAAGUGAUUAUAUUUCCAUGGAUAGAUCGCAAGAACUGCUGUUGUAGUUAAUGUUCAAUCAUUUCUACCCCUAUUGUUUGUUCAUGUUUUCUUUCAGAAGAAAGUAAUAUAUUUGCUAACCGAGAUUAAUAUCUUUUAUAUCCACAAAAAUUGUGUGCUAAAAUAAAAAGCCAUGAAGUUGCCAGAAUAACCACAAAAUGAGAAACAUGGAAAUUUUAUGUGAAUUUUUUUUUGUAAAAAGCCAUGAAUUUUCUACGAAUUAAACCGUGGAAACAAUAGUAACGAUAUUGCAAAAAAAAUUACCGUGGCAAAAUUGCAAUGAAAUAUAACAUAGAAACUCGUGGGAACUUUAGCAACAGUUUUCUAUAGUUUAAUCGUGGCUAAAAAUAUUUGCAGUAAAUAAUGUUAAAUUUAAUCAUGGCAAUUUCUUGGCUAGUCCACCAAAAAACGUCCCACCAAUCAUUUCGGGUACUGACAAUAGUAAAAAAUAAAAAAGCCACAAAUACAUGUCAUGGCAAAAUUCGUAGUAAGUAUCCAUAGUGCCAUACCAUCCGAUAGAAAAGGGCAGAAAAAUAUGUGAUAUAUUCAAAAAAAAAUUCAUGUAAACACUCGUCACAAAAUUCAUAUGGAUUUAUUUGUGAAAUAGCUAAGAAAAAAAAAUUAGUUUUGUAGAAAGAUGCUAGAGAGAUAGAAAAAGAAAAAAAUGAGAGAGGGUGUGAUUUUAGUUAGUUAGUAAAUUAUUGUUUUUUUUUAUAGUUAUCUCACACAAUUUUCCAAAUUCGUAGCAAUUUUUGAGGCAAACUUGACAAAAAUCAUGGCAAGAAUCAUAGGAAAAACCUGGCAACUAUUUUCUAUAAAAUCAAACAUGCCUUCACUCUCGUAUUGUAAGAAGCUUGAAACGUAAACUUAAGAGAAAUAAAUUUGAGAAUUCAGUGUCUAAUAAAUUUUAAGCAAGAAAGUGGAUGGAUCGAUACAUUUUGAUCUUAUCCAUAAUUAUGUUUAAAGAGAGUUUAUGGAAGGUGUUGAAGUAUUUAUCACAUUUGCUUCUAAUCAAAAUUCUUCAACCAGAGGAAACCCAUGUUAUGUCUUUGUGGAAGAUGUCAAAACCAAAAGAAAUGUGAUGCAAGAACAUCUUUGAGACUCAUCAACUGAUUCGGCUUCAAGGGUAAUUAAUGUAUUGUCAAGCUGUGGAGAAAAUUACUAUGAUGUUGGAGAAUCAUUAACGGCUGAUCAAUUUAUAAGAGAAGAAACACAGUAUGCUAAAGAAGAGUCAUAUAAGCAAAACAUAAAUGUUAAUAUGGGAGGAGACAUUGGGUCAACCCAUAUAUUGGAGAAUGCAAUGAAAGUACCUAAUGAUGAGGAAUAUUAAGAUCGAAGGUUUCAAACUUUUGAAGCCGCCAAUCAACCACUAUAUGAUAGAUGUAUUGAAGGAAUUACUCAAUUAUACUUGCCUUCAUGUUUAAUGAAAGUAAAAACCAAUCAUAAUUUAGUGGAGUCAUGUGUGGAUGAGAUAUCAUAAACUUUUAAAGAUGUUUUGCCACAACCAAAUAAAGCUUAUGCGUCAUAUUAUGAGACAACGAAGUUGAUGAAAGCGCUUGUCUCCAUGUUGUCAAGAUUGAUAUUUGUUAGGAUAAUCACAUGUUAUUUUAAGGAAGAUCAUCAGCUGUUAUUGUAUCGGUUUUGUGGAAAAAAUAGGUAUCACAAGAAGCAUGGGAAGGGAAAAAUCUUCUAAAACAAAGAAUGUUUUAUAUACCUAUUAUGGAGAGAUUGUAGCAUCAACUAGGCGAUUGCAUCACAAAUAUGAUGGCAUACAAAAUAUGUCUCUCAUGAAGGAUAAAUACAUCACCUUUCUGACUAAGCAACGUAGAAGCAUUUUUACGAGGUAUAUCCUAAUUUUGCUGCGGAAAAUUGAAUUUAUCUAAGAUUAUCAACAUAUGGAUUUAAUCCAGUUGGUAUAAACGGUGAAACACUAGGUCUGGCCCGUAAUUUUAACGCCAUAUAACUUACCUCCCGGUAUAUGUGUAAAACGAAAUAUUUAUUUUUAUCGGUACUAGUUUCCAGGCCAAGACAUCCAAAGAAGAUCAAUGAAAAUAAUCUGCAGCCGUUGAUUGAAUAAUUGCAAAGUUUAUGGAGUGAUAGGGUAAAAAGCAUAUGAUAUUCCGAAGAAGCAAAAAUUCACAAUCCAUGCCGCAUUAUUUUGGACAAUUAAUGACUUUCUAGGUUAUGACAUGAUGUCAGGUUGGAUGACUCAAGGUCUUUUAACUUGUCCAUAUAGUUUAUAUGAUAUGAAGUCAUUUUGGUUACAACAUGGAAGAAUACAUAGUUUCUUUGACAAUCAUUGAACGUUUCUGCCUAUGGGUUAUCUCUACAGGCGACAUGUCUAACCGUUGAGAUAAGGAAUAAAAUAACUGAUUCUCCUUUACUAUGGUUGACAGUAGAGAGGAAAUUCUUACUGACAGAAUAAACAACAUUGAAGGAGUGCACAAAACAGCCGAUUGUGGAGGAAAUGGACACAAGAACCUUUCUCGUAGUGUAUAUGAUUAAGGCAAAUAUAACAAUUGGGGGAAGAAGAUUAUAUUUGGGACUUUCCGUAUUAUAUGAACCUUUGUCUUCCCCACAACUUGGACUUCAUAUAGGUUGAGAAAAAGCUCUUUGAUGAUCAUAUUAGAACUUUUCUGAAUGUUCCCGGAAAGAAAAAAGCUAAUGCCAAGUAAGCGAUGGAUCUACCUAAUUUUUUCAUAAGACAAGAGUUACAUAUCAAAGCACCGUUAGGAUUUGGAUUUGGGUUUUAUAUUUGGGUUUUUAUUUCAAGUUCAACUUGAGUUUCAAUUUUGGGUUUCAAGUUCCUGCUGAUAUUUUAACCAAGGUGGUUUAUGUUAGGAAGUUUAAGGAAGCUUUAAAUUUCCAUGGGAUGACCGAGAGCAUCGGUGUCAUCCUACAAAAGCAUGGGUUUGCUUAACCUAAGUAAUGGAUCGUUUUUGAUGUCAUCAAGGGGGAGUUUGUUGGGAUUUGUCAAAGACUGCAUCAGAGACUACGUGAAGGAAUCCGUUAGAGACUUCGUCGGGGUUUGGUGAUGGAAAUCAACCAAGAUCGCAUAACUUAAACCAAGACAAGGACGUCAAAUUAGGAAAUAAAAAUAUCAUUUUCAUGGAGUUAUGGAAGUUGAUAGAAUCCUGGAAAUAUUACUUUCAUGGUUUAUAGAAGUUGGAAGUAUUUUGUAAAUAUUCCUAUUAGGUUUAUGGAAAAGGGCGAAUGCCCUAAUCCAACUAUGUAAAUGUAAUAUGGUUUAUGGAAGAGGAGCUUGUCUGUUCUCUUCUCUCUUGUCUAAGUAAGCCUAUUGUAAGCUUAUGAAAGAGAGAGGUUCUAUAUCUUUGUUCUUAAGAUUAUAGUGGAUUGCCUCUUGCCAGGACCCAUAGACAUAGCCAUUCUAGAUGAACUCUAGAUAAACAAUUAUUUGUGUCUAUCCUCUAUAUUUUCAAGUUCUUCUUAUGUUCUUCAUAAUUAUACAAAUUUAUAGUUUGUAACUUACGUCGGCGAAUCUGUCCGAAAAUGUGUCGGAAUUUGUGUGUUUGAUUAUGUUUUAAGGUCAAACAAUUUUGCUAACAAAGUGGUAUCAGAGCAAAGUUGGUGGUUAUCAAUGGCGAAAGCAAGAAUUGAGGUUGGACGGUUUGAUGGGAAGGGAGACUUCUGAUUGUGGAAAAAGAGGAUUCAAGAAGAGUCUACGUCACCUUCUGUAUCAGCGAUUCGGAAGGAUGAAGACGAAGAUGUUUACAUGGAGAAGGUGGUGAAAGAGGAAGCCGAAAGGCAUGAAAGAUCAGAGAAAAAGAUGAACCUAAUCAUUCUCAAUGUUGGAGAUCACGUGUUAAGGAAGAUCGAGUUGUGUACGUUAGCUGCUUCUACAUAUUCUAACUGGAGAGAUUAUAUCUUUCAAAGACUUUACCGAAUAGAAUUCACUUGCAACACAUAUUUUAUACAUUCAAGAUGGUUGAUAUUCGGAGUAUGGAUGAGAAUAUUGAUGACUUCUUGAAGAUUAUCUCUUACCUUUUAAGUGUGAAUAUAAAACUCUGUCAGAGGAGAUUCAAGCGGUUGUGCUUCUGAAUCCGCUUCCUUCACUGUUCAAAUCUCUCAAGGAAACACUUAAGUACGACAAAGACACAUUGUCGUUGGAAGGGGUGACAAGUGCAGUAAGGUCUAAAGAUUAAGAUCUCAAGACCUCUACGGCUUCACAUGAUAAUGGUGAAGGAUAUUAUGCUAGAGGAAGGACUGACAAGAAAGAUCCAGUGAGGAAUGAUAAGGGCAAUUCUAGAUCAAGCUCAGGGUCUAUAAUAUCUUCCUGGUUCUGCAAGAAAAAGGGAUACACCAAGAGGGAGUGUUAUGCAUACAAGAAGAAAUAUGGCAGAGUAGAAGACGAAGCUGAAGCAGCCGUUGUGAUAGAUACUUAUUCAGGGGAUGAUGCACUGUCGGUUUCAGAUAGGUGGCAUCAUGAUAAGUUGGUAAUUGAUUAUGGAUAUUCCUACCACAUGAUGUGUUGGUGGGAUUGGUUUCACACGUUCUAAGAGCUAACUUCGGGGCAAGUUCUUCUUGGUAAUGAUUGCACGGUUGGAGUGCAAGGGAUUGGUACAAUAAACAUCAAAGCUUAUGGUGGUUCUGUGAAGACACUCACGAAUGUGGGAACCAAAAUUCACAUCAUCGAUUACCAUAAUCGGAGGAAAGCUAGGAAACCCUAACUUUUCUUGAGGUCCCGGAUUCUGUGCGAGAACCAACGACAAGUGACCAAAUAAAUGCGGAAAAUAUGAAAAGAUAACAAAACAAAUUUACGGGGAAAGUAUAUCUUUAUUUCGAAUCUGUGUAAGAGCGUUGCGAUUAUUACAAGAGAUUAUAAAAGCUUCGGCCGCAAGAGCUGUCAGCGAGUUCCCUAGUUCUAGCCACCAACAACAAACGAAAAAGAUAAAAAUAAAGGUUUUGAUUGAUUUCGACUGAACCUUAUGAAAGGCUGCCUACGUACCCCUUUCGAAGAUCAAGCCGGACGUAGUUCAGUUGAAAGAGUGGAACAAGAAAUCAAACUGGCUGGGCGAGGUUGUCUAGUAAUCGAGUGCCAAUCAUAGAAACAUAACAUGUCGAGAAAAAUGCAUAGUGUUUCUAAGUGCAAAGAGUUGUAAGAUCCUAAAAGAAUCGUUUCUUCGAGAGAUUGAAUGAUCCUUUCCGAGAAGCUUCUCUUGUAAUACACUUAAACUACAAAUUUUUAGUGUUCUGUAUUUUUAUUUUCUUUUUAGAAAGGUUUCUCGAGGACUUUCCCACAUUAAUUUCAUCGUAAACAUUUUUUGACCCCAACAGCGGGCUAGCGGUCCAACUAGCCAUAGCCAGAUAUAGGUCCAACUCGCCUGAUGGCAAGUUGGCUAGCCAGCUAGCAGUCCAACUCGCCUGAUGGCGAGUAGGCUAGCUGACUAACCGUCCAAUUCGCCCGAUGGCGAGUUUGCUAGCCGGCUAGUGGUCCAACUAGCCAUAUGGCAAGUUGGCUAACAGACUAGUGGUCCAACUUGCCAGAUGACGAGCAGGCUAGCCGGCUAGCGGGAGAAUGCGCUAGUGGGCUAGAUGGCUCUUUUCUUCCGUUCUGAUUCUCUCUAUUGAUUGCUUCGUAGACUUUCAGAACUAUUUAGUUUGUUUUAUGUUUUUACGUAUGUAUUUUCCGAAAGCUAUUUCUCAGAAGUUUUUAGACGUAUAUUUUGCCAUGACCGAUUUUGACCCCAAUAGUUAGCCUCCCAGCUCGUAAGAUUUUACGUUUGUUCUCUUGCGAGGUAGUGAUAAGCGUAUUAAGUGGAAUCAACGGCUAAGAAGUUCCGUUGGAAUCAGUGGUUGGCUUACUCAUGAGAACGGAAUGUGAGAUGAUUGGGGCUGCGCCUUAUGAAGGCUGCCUACGUACCCUUGUCGAAGGGAUCAAGCCUUUCGUAGUUCGUCCUAGAGUUAAGGUUCUUAUGACAUGUUUUCUUGUGAGAACUUUACGGUCUAGUUGUGUAUCAUGUAGAGAUUAUCGGGCAUGUUGCUGCCGAUGGCAUUGUAUAUUGGACCUUUAUCAGCCUCGAGAGUAGCCUUGUUGGCUGUUUGGUUUGGUCGAGUGUGGUCACUUUUAUAUUUUCGCGAUUAGCUAUGUGUGGCUUUGAAUCCCUGCCUCUUCGCAGCUUCUUUUUAAUUAAUUGAGUUUCGUGUUUUAAGAGCAUAUUUGUAUUCGUGUGAAUGUAGAGGGAAGAUUAUGAGUUGUCAUCUCAUAUUCUAACUCUUUGCUAGAUCGUCGUAUUCGUUGUUCGUUUUAGGUGAAUUUGAAAAAUCUAAUUUUGCGAAGAUUCGUGAACGUUGGAAUAUAGGAAAAGACAACUUUUAGGAUCUCGUAUCGUUAGAUACCAUGCCCUGAGAUGCUAGAGACCAGUGUGCUGGGUUUAGGAUAAGACCUAGGUUUACCAUCAGUUUUAGGGUGUGCGAUGAAUACUUCGGUUUACGUAUCCCGUAUCCGAUUUCAACCUGAUUCGUACCGAUUUAUAGUCCGCGAUAGGUUCCCCGCUUAUACGACUUGUCUGGUAGGAAUCGAGCAUCUCUCCAACAACAAUUUCUAAGUUGAGAAAGUGUUGACCAAAAUUUCAUGUUUAUUCUAUAGCGCUAUUACCCUUCUGUCAGAUGUUUGAGAGCUAUCUUUAUGAAAUGGCUAAGUCUGUUGAGUCUUCACGAAGAAUACAUGUUUAAGGAGAUGUUAGUGCGUAUGACUGUUUGGUCUUCCAAGAGGGUGUCUUUAUCGAGGAAGGUAAUUUUGUCGACAAACGGUUGUUCAGGCAUCUACGACGUCCCAUGAUGCUGAAGAUUGGUUUUUCUUUCGUGUGCCGCAUUUUGUACUUGAAAUGUUUGCGGGCUUGAAGAUGUUUCACGAUAUUGCAAGGGUUUAGUCUUAACCCUGUUUGGAUGUAAAGAAGUUUGAUUAAUGAUAGAUGAAUUAGGACCAUGGGGUCGCAUAGAUUUGUCCCUGGGAAGAAGUGUUUUCCUUCACUGUGCUCUGUGAAGAGUUGGCCCCCGAAGAUUUAUUUCGUGUAUUCUUAAAGGAUGUUUCAUGUAGCUCUAGGAGCUAUGUUACAAAAUUUUCCUUACAUGUCACGUUUUAUGGGUAAAACGUUGGAGGCUAAGCUGAAUCGAAGAGUCUUUACCAUAUGAUUUUUGACAAUUUCAAGUUUUUCGUUAACUGUUUGGAUGUUAGGACUGAGUCUCAUUGUAAAGUCUUUAUCAUAUGAUUUCCAUUUCUGUGUUAUACCAUAAUAAAUUGCGUAAUCGUCACUUGGUAUUUUAGACAAAUCAGGGAUUGUCGUUUAGCCGUUAAGUGAUCGAUGGAGCGGUGGUUGCUGAAAUGCUUUGGCUUGGCAUGAAGGAUGUGUUCAGCCGCAUAGCCGAGGACGUAGCUGGUCAAGGAUUAGACCAUGGUACUUUCGUGUUAACAUGAAGGUCAUGUUAGUUUAGAAUUUUCCUAAAGGGGACGCCGAAUUCUGGUUCGGACUUUUACUGGAAGGCGCAAUUGGCCGAGGGCCAAAGAGCGUUUUGAGAUUGAUAGACCAAGUAUGCACUGGUUGCCCUUGUUAAUAUGGCCGAUAGUUGUAGAAAACGAUUUUUUGCUUUAGGUUUCAGUUAUCCAAUAAAAAUGUUUCGUAUAAUGUUUCAUAUAGUUGUAUGAAUAUUGUUUCGUUUUUGUCUGAGGAAGGCGAAGCCUAAGAGGUUUGAUACAUAACCCGUGCGGAGUCAGUUUCAGGAUGAUUGCAUGCUCGGAUGUGACUGAGGGGAAUGAAAUGCAGAAGCAAGCGAGCCGCAUGGCUAAUAAAUGAGAUCUAUAAGAUCGUAGUGUGAAGAGAUAAAGUUUAGAUUGGUCGUGUAAUAACCAUCUUUAAAGAGUAAAACACAUACAAGGAAAAAUCAUGUAACAGCCGAGAAAAUUACUCAUAUAAGUGGAAGUCGGAUUAAUCUUUUUCCGUGGAUGGUUCUGGAUCCCAAGGUACAUAAGAAAAAUUUAGAAAGUCUUAGAAUAGUUUUACAUCUGAAGAAUUAAAUUCUUCAAGAAAUUUAGUAGAUUGAAAAUGCUCACGGUUCGGCCUAGAAAUUCUUAGUCGGACGAGAAAAUUAAUCGAAAAUUUAUUAUAGAGCCUUAAGAAAGGAAUGAACUUAGAAUUAAUUUAGAAAUGUUUUAGUCUAAUAAAUCUAGGAUUUUUUCAAAGAUAAACAUUCCCGCCAGCUCGGAUCAGCUUAUAACACAUUCGGGAUUUAAAUACGGCCCAUUUGGACCCAAGUGUUAAGCGUGUUUGAAAGCUUCCAGAAGAUGCAGCUACUUGCUUACCUCCUUCAAGCAGCUGGACAUGUGUUUCUCCUUGACUGGACCACCUCUAAGCAAUUCUUGUCUCAUUUCUAUUGGAUGCUUUGGUGGCUAGCCAUAAAGCAGGGUUUUAUUUGCCAAAAUUGUGGCUAAGACACCAAGUUGUCUCCUAUCGGUUGGUUUGGGAGGCAGAGACACCUCCUGCUCUCCAUGCACGACCAAAACCCUCCCAUGAGAUCAUUCUCCAGCCUAUAAAUAGCAGACCACCCCCAUGAGAUCAUUCUCUAGCCUAUAAAUAGCAGACCACCCCCUUAAGUUCUAGAGUUUUCCCGAUAAAAGUUCAAAGUGAAGCCGACCGCGAGAUAGGAGAGUUUCCAGUCCGAAACUUUCUUCUAAGUGUCGAGGUGAGUCGCAGUUAUGGAUUAUGAUUGUUGUGUUUGCGGUGAGCGCCAGAAAAUAAAAGUAUUGCUAGGUUGCAUGUUUAGAUAUAUAAUGAUAUGAUAAUGAUUGAUGUUUGUGAAAGAUAUUGCGCUAUAUCGUCGGGCCUCGGCUCGAGGGGUAUAACAUGUUUCUGAUACAUUGAUAUUGUGUUUCAUAUACUUGUGUCAUUGCAUUAUAUUGUUUGGGCUUCGGUUCAGAUAAUAUAACAUGUUUGAUCAUGUCUUAACGGGGAAACCGUAAAUCCAUGGACUUGAUCUGUGAGGGUCCGACACUCGGGUGGACUGUCGUGAGAGUCAUUGGUGUCCACUCGAGGCCCUUUCCUUGUCUGGGGCCUUACCAAAAUUAUUUCUAGGCAGGACGUGAAGACACUUGUGAUAGCGCUAGCUACCCUCGACCGUGUAGCUGCAUGACGAUGCAGCAAGUGUGUUAUCCGGGACAUCGACUAUUAGAUGUUUAGAGUCAAUGGGCGCAAGAAGGGAUAUGUUAUGGACUUCAUAUCAAGAUAGAACCAAUGGCGAGAGGCAGUCCUCGACGAUCAAUAAUGAUCUAACCACUCGUGAAGAGUGGAUGCUUGUUUACGUGAUUGCUUUAUUUUUGCAUUGCAUAUUUCUUAAUAUAAUUGAUCUUUGUUGCUGGAUGUUUGAUGCAUAAUGGAGGGGGGAUAAAUAAUUGUUAGGAAACCCGACUCACAGAGCAAAAUAGUUACUCAUCAGACUCUUUUUUUGCAGGUAACCUGUAGUAGGUUCCAUUUGGGAUCGGAGGAGCACAAAGCUGUUGGCGUUGAUUUUCUACCUUUUACAAACAUGUAUGUUUUGUAAUACGUAAGAUAUGGUUUUGAAUAUCGGCCGAACAUGUAUAAAGUUUUGAUGUGGUUGAACUUAAAGGAUAUAUGAAUAAGAAAAAGUUUGUGAAAUGCUUGGAUUCCAUAUGAUACUAGUCCUAGUCCGAGACAAACUAACUAACAAUUUCAAAUUCGGGUUGCAAAGCCUUAACUUGGAAUCGCUAGGAAACCCGUUCUUGGACAUAUGAUCUUGGGAUUUUGGAUCUGAUCCGAGAACCUCAGGUCAAAUGUUUAGGCAUGUGGUAGUAGUAUCUUCGAUCUGGUUAGAGUUCUUUAGUUCAUCGUGCAUGUUCUUGUUUGAUUGGAGCAUGGCAAACUAAUUAACUUUUACUUAUUCCAGAUCGGGGGUGUUACAACUAAGGUGGUAUCAGAGCAUGGUUUACUUUGCUCACUUGGAAACCUGUUUUCAAUAAUUUAUCGAGUCAAAGGUGUCUCAAAAGGUAGAAUAGGAAACCAACAUGCUCCUUUGUUAGAUAAGUUGGGAUUAGUACUUACCUUGGGUUGUACUACUGUAUGUUUCAAAGACGUACAAGGAGUGAGGAGCCAAUGAUGACACCACCAAGAUAUGGACAAUGUAAUUCUGAAAACCGCUGAGUCUAUUCAAACCUCGAGGUAACAGAUGAUUCUGUGAUAGCACAAGGAAAUAAUCAUUACUAUGAACACGAACAUGAGUCGACAGGGAGAAAUCCGACGGAUUCACAUAUGGGCUAUGAGCAAGGAGAACAAUAUGAGGAUUUGAGGUAGAGGAAUCAAGCACCUGAGAUGUAUGGAUCAAGGCGGAAUUAUGCAACUUCACAUAAUCCAAGGCGGAAUGAAAGGACGCCCGAGCCAUGUUGUAGGCAAGAACAGAGGACAGCUGGGAGUUUGGAUCCUCUUAUAGUAUUGGUGCAAGGCUUGCUAGGUAGACUUGAUCAGAGAAACGAUGAAUCAUCAGAGCAAAGACCAUCAUCCCCUCCUGAUUACCUGAAGAUGGUCACAUUAAUGAAGAAGUUUGGAACCGUUAGAUACCCUGGAGGAACAUAUCCCUUCGAAGCGUCAGCAUGGCUGAGGAAUUUGAAGAAAAACGUCUGGGCUAUCCACUACCCUGAUAAUUUCAAGAAGGAUGUGGCAAUAUACUACUUGACCAAAGAUGCUUCUGAUAGAUGGGAUAAUGUUGAAGAAUACUAUAUGGGAAGAGAGAUCAAUUGGGAAGAUUUUAAAAAGGAGUUUGAGCGGAAAUACUUCCCACCUAAAGCAAAAGACCGAUUGGAGAUUCAAUUCUUGGAGUUAACUCAAGGCAACCGCAAAGUAAGGGAAUAUGAGGCAGAUUUUACAAAGCUAAGGAAAUAUUCUCCUUAUGGACCAAGGAAUGAAGGUGCACUAAUUCGAAGGUUUAUAAGAGGAUUGCGAGCGAAUUUGGCUAGCCGACUGCAAGUAGUGGAGUUUCAUAGCCUUUAUGAAUUGGUGGAGAUAGUGGUAAAUGUUGAAGGUAUAGAAAAGGAACAAGCCAUAAUGAAGCAUGUAGAGCCAUCUCGCAGAAGUGAAGGGCUAGGAAUACGAAGAAUGAAUAAUAAAGGACAUUUUAAUCGAGGGAGAGGCCGAGGAAGAAGGAAUGACAGAACGAAUGGUCCAAAUGUGUGUUACACUUGUGGUGAUACAUGCCAUUUUUCUAGAAGUUGUCCUUAUAGUGAGGGAAGGAAAACCCCUGAUUAUAUUACUUGGUUCUCGUGUGGUGAGAAUAGGCAUUAUGCCAAGUUGCCCCCAUAAGAGACAUGUAACGCUUCCAGCACCACCCACUAGACUAGCGAUUCAACCAUCCCCAAAGCGCCAGGCAAUUGGAAAGAAAGUGAAUGGUUUAGAGUUAGGAAAGCCCGAAGCACAACAGCCCCACCAAGGUAAGUAGGGUUUUAACUCAUUGCUGGUUUGUGUGAAUUUGAUGCAUGAAAUAUAAAAUGUGAAAUAAAUAUUGUUAGGAACAUUGUGUGUUGGUUGAUUAUGUGCAUGUUCUCUUUGACUUGCGUGCCACACAUAGCUUUGUGAUACCUGAGGUAGUGUCGAGUUUUAAGGGAACCUUUAUUAGAGUUAAGGUAGGUGUUUCGAUUAGAACCCCUAGGAACCAUAACCUUCAUGCCGAUAGUUGUGUACUUGGGAUUCCAAUCCAUGUGGGAUCAAUGGUAUAUCCGACAUACCUGCUAGUUGUUCGUUUAGGACAACAUGAAGUGACUGGCUGUCGAGAUACUACGCGCAGUUGGAUUGUGGUUGAGGAAGAAUUACACUUGAAGAAAGAGGACAACCAUCAACGUAUACUAUGGGAUACAUCCAAGUUCUGGAGUAUCACGUGUAUCUGCUUUAUGAGUUAAGAAUGAUUUGAUCAAGGGACACAGUUGGAAGAGAUACUAGUAUUAAUACAAUACCAGGAUGUAUUCCAGCAAUUGGAAGGAUUUUCCCCACCACGAAGUGAUCCUUUCACCAUUACAUUAGAGCCGAGAGCAGCCCCAAUAGUGAAGGCACCUUAUCGAAUGGCUCCAGCUGAGCUUGCUGAAUUAAGGAAGCAGUUGGAGGAUUUGAUAGAUAAAGGAUUUAUUAGACCGAGUUCUUCACCAUGGGAAGCACCAGUCUUAUUUGUGAAGAAGAAAGACGGCACCAUGCGGUUAUGCAUCGAUUAUAGAGGGAUUAACAAUGUUUCAGUAAAGGACAAGUAUCACUUGCCAAGGAUCGAUGAAUAUAUGGAUCAGCUUCAUGAGGCAAGCUGAUUCUCAAAGAUAGAUUUGGCAUCAGGAUACCAUCAAAUCCCUAUAUCAGAGUCUGAUAUCAUGAAGACGACUUUUAGGACCCGGUAUGGCCACAAUGAAUUUGUGGUAAUGCCGUUUGGUCUUACAAAUGUGUCAAUUGCUUUCAUGUGCUUGAUGAAUGAUUUAUUUUGUGAUUACUUGGAUAAAUUUGUAAUCACCUUCAUUGAUGAUACUUAUUUAUUCCAAAAGUAAAGAGGAACGUGCAGUUUUGUAAGUUGUUCGCCAAGUUUAGUAAAUGUAGUUUCUGGAAAAUGGAGAUUGGAUUCCUUGGUCAUCGAGUGUCAGAGAAGGGUGCUGCAGUAGAUCCUGAAAAGGUUGAAGUAGUUAAGGAUUGGCCACGCCCUACCAGCGCUACCGAGGUUCGAAGCUUUCUAGGAUUGGCUGGGUGUUAUCAGAAGUUUGUGAGAAAUUUUUCCAUCAUGGCCAAACCCUUGACGAGGUUGACUGGGAAAGAUAUAUCAUUUAGAUGGGAUAAGAAAGAGGAAAAGGCUUUUACACAAUUAAAGGAAGCUUAGACGACAACAACCUAUUCUCGCAUUACCUACUCCAGGAAGACCUUACACUACAUACACUGAUGCUUCUCGAGUAGGACUGGGUUGUGUACUGAUGCAUGAUGAAAAGGUCAUUGCCUAUGGUUCAAAACAGUGAAGGAAGAACGAGGAGAAUUACCCCACCUACGAUCUAUAGAUGGCCGUAGUGGUAUUUGCUUUAAAAAUAUGGAGAUCCUAUCUUUAUGGCGAGACGAUUCAAAUCUUUACUGAUCACAAGAGUCUCACGUAUCUCUUCACUCAGUCAGAAUUGAAUUUGAGACAAAGGAGAUGGAUGGAGUUUAUCAUGGAUUAUGACUUACAAAUCCAAUAUCACCCAGAAAAGGCGGAUGUGGUAGCAGAUGCACUAAGUCAGAGGAGAAGUGAUACAUCUAUUGAGAAAGACUUAGAAGCCUCAAACGCAGAAUUCAAGAUGGUUAGUCUUUCAGCCAUAGAGGGCGAGGGCAGCGAGCCAUUGGGAUUACGAGCAGUGAAUCAAGAAAACCUCUUGCAAAUAAUUCGAGAAGAGCAGAAGGAAGAUGUGAAGUGUUGGGGUCAAAAACGGUUACGACAGAAUUACCACCCGAAAAUCCUCGGAGAUUGUAUUUCCGAAAGAGAUAGUAAAAAGAAAGAUAUAACUUUCGUAAAAUAUAACCAAUACGAAGUUUUUACGAAGAAGUAUCCUUGAAGAUUCAAACCAAACAAACCAAGCUCGGUCGUUGCGUAAUUACCGCGCAUACACGCCGUC
This is a messenger RNA of Brassica rapa (field mustard), 21017 nucleotides long. RefSeq lists its product as uncharacterized. Gene Ontology annotation, molecular function: zinc ion binding; nucleic acid binding. Lineage: Eukaryota; Viridiplantae; Streptophyta; Magnoliopsida; Brassicales; Brassicaceae. The record is from RefSeq and is a predicted model, not a curated record.